This is a messenger RNA of Nicotiana attenuata, 1344 nucleotides long. RefSeq names its product glutaminyl-peptide cyclotransferase-like. The record is from RefSeq and is a predicted model, not a curated record. The transcript has 11 exons. NCBI's taxonomy places the organism in Eukaryota, Viridiplantae, Streptophyta, Magnoliopsida, Solanales, Solanaceae. Bases 271 to 1146 code for a protein of 291 amino acids. Gene Ontology annotation, molecular function: glutaminyl-peptide cyclotransferase activity.
AUGAUUUUCACGUUCACCUCAUUAUUUAAAUUCCAUUUGACCAUUCUUAGCAAAACGUGACGCACGUGGAGUUUAAGCAAUAGGAUGGACUCCAGGUAGGUGGGGAAAUGCGAUACACGUGAAACGCGAUUGGAUCCGAUCGGACGGUGGAAAGAAGUCCAUACAGUCAACGACAUCACGAUUCACGUCAACCAAUUUUCCUAUUUUUAUUCUCAAAAAGCCACUAAUGGCUUCUUCUGCUUCAUCUAUUUUUUUACCAAUUACACAAAAAUGUCUCUACUAAUUCCAAAGUUCCUUUUCGUAAGCUUGAUAGUUCUACUGAGCAGUAUCGUAUUGGGGUUCAGUGAAGCUGAAGCAUCAUAUCAAGUUUACAAAAUCAAAGUGGUCAAUGAAUUCCCCCACGACCCCAAGGCUUACACUCAGGGGCUUCUCUAUGCAGAAAAUGAUACUCUCUUUGAAUCAACUGGACUGUACGGACGUUCAACCGUUCGAAAAGUUGCACUGAGGAACGGUAAGGUUGAGGCUGUUCAUGAAAUGCAGUCUUCUGACUUUGGAGAGGGUUUAACUCUUAUUGGUGAGAGGUUGUUCCAACUAACAUGGUUGCAGGAUACCGGCUUCAUAUAUGAUCGAUACAACUUGAGCAAAUUUGAAAAGUUUACUCAUCACAUGCAAGAUGGUUGGGGAUUAGCAACUGAUGGGGGAGUUCUUUUUGGAAGUGAUGGAACAUCAACAUUAUAUGAGAUUGAUCCUCAGGCAAUGAAAGUCAUCAGAAAACAAGUUGUCAAGUCUCAAGGGCAUGAAGUGCCCUACCUCAAUGAGUUGGAGUAUGUGAAAAAUGAAGUCUGGGCAAAUGUUUAUGUGACUGAUUGCAUUGCUAGAAUCUCACCAAAAGAUGGAACUGUGAUUGGGUGGAUUCUCCUCCAAUCUUUGAGGGAAGAUCUAAUAUCAAGAGGCUAUAAGGACUUUGAGGUACUGAAUGGAAUCGCAUGGGACAGAGAUGGUGACCGUAUUUUUGUGACAGGGAAACUAUGGCCAAAGUUGUUUGAGAUCAAGUUGCUUCCUCUCCCACCGAAUGCUCCACUGAUUGGAGAAAUCAAUAAUUUAUGCAUCCCAAAACCGUUCUUUCUUGGAAAACUCGAGAGCUGAUUAUGCUUAUCAUUUCUUAUGAAGCUUUUGGAGCUAUUUUUAGCAACAUCUAUUUCUUGAUCAGCUCUUCCUACAUUUUACGUCUAUUGGUUUGUAUAAGAUCAGCUAUUUGUGUAUAAUGCCAGUCAACUAAAAGUGGAAUUAAGCAGUGCACGUCAGAAUAUGUUUGUAAUUAUGAGAUGCAAAGGUAUUUCAGUA